AAAUGUGAGGAAGCUCUUUUUAAAUAACAAGCCGAGGAGGAAGGGGGGAAUUGAGAGGUUCAAAGCCAAACGAAGGGAGAGAGCAAUCAAUAACAAGAUACGGAGAGAUACAGGAGGACGAGAACACCUCCACAAACUACUGAGGCUCUUGGACUAAAGAAGAACCGAGUCCCUUUCCUGCUCAGCCCAGUAACUCCUGGGCUCUUCUCACUUCACAAAACGCCUCACUCAAAUCUCCUGACAGCCCAAGGAGGAAAAAAGAGCAGCAUCUGUUUAUCUGCAUACUUCUAUGUUCAAGAAACAAGAGAAACAGAGACUGACAGAGGACAAAUGAGAUCUCGGAGGAUGUGGAAUUAGAGGGAACAAAUUGAUACUGGAGGACCGAAGGGAAAGUGAACCACAAAUCCACCGACGUGGAGCCACCUCACCUGUAUCUCCGGAUUAAAGAGCGGGGUCAUGUCCCAGUUGCCAUGCGCAUUGCCACGCUGACCUGCCUUCCCGGCCCUUCCCCCUUCCUCUUUCUAUUGGUCCAUCUGCUCCUGCGGCUCCUUCUCAUCCUCCACGGGCCGCAGUUAGCGGGAGCCGCCUCCACCUGCCCUUCCCUCUGCACGUGCUCCAACCAGGCCAGCCGGGUCAUCUGCACCAGGCAGAACCUGGAGCAGGUGCCCGAAAGCAUAUCAGUCAACACGCGAUACCUCAACCUGCAGGAGAACUCGAUACAGGUCAUCAAAUCCGACACCUUCAAGCAGCUGAGGCACCUUGAAAUCCUCCAGCUCUCCAAGAAUCAGAUACGCCAGAUUGAAAUCGGGGCAUUCAAUGGCCUCCCUAACCUCAACACGCUGGAGCUCUUUGACAACCGCCUCACGUUGGUGCCAACACAGGCCUUUGAUUACCUCAGCAAGCUGCGGGAGCUGUGGCUGCGCAACAACCCCAUUGAGACCCUCCCGAGCUAUGCCUUCAACCGAGUGCCCUCCCUGCGUCGCUUGGACCUGGGGGAGCUCAAAAAGUUGGAAUACAUCUCAGAUGCAGCCUUCGUGGGCCUCGUCAAUCUACGGUACCUGAAUCUGGGCAUGUGUGGGCUCAAAGACAUUCCUAAGCUGACGCCUCUCGUGCGUUUGGAAGAGCUGGAGUUGUCGGGGAACCGUCUGGAUAUUAUUCGUCCGGGAUCCUUCCAGGGUCUGGUGUCUCUUCGGAAGCUGUGGCUUAUGCACUCGCAGGUUUCUGCCAUUGAGCGCAAUGCCUUCGACGACCUGAAAAACCUGGAGGAGCUUAAUCUGUCCCAUAACUCACUGCGCUCCCUGCCUCAUGAUCUUUUCACACCCCUUCACCAGCUGGAGAGGGUGCACCUCAAUCAUAAUCCCUGGGCCUGCAACUGUGAUGUACUUUGGCUUAGUUGGUGGUUGAAGGAGACGGUGCCCAGCAACACCACCUGCUGUGCCCGAUGCCAUGCUCCUCCACUACUCAAGGGCAAGUACAUUGGGGAACUUGACCAGAGCCACUUCACCUGCUUUGCUCCUGUCAUUGUAGAGCCUCCUACCGACCUCAAUGUCACCGAAGGGAUGGCUGCUGAGCUGAAGUGUCGCACAAGUACCUCCACAACGUCAGUUAACUGGAUUACGCCUAACGGCACACUGAUGACCCAUGGGUCUUAUCGGGUGCGGAUAUCCGUUCUUCACGACGGCACACUGAACUUCACAAACGUCACCCUGAGGGAUACGGGCCAGUACACCUGCAUGGUCACCAACGCUGCUGGAAACACCACAGCUACCGCCGUUCUCAACGUGUCUGCUGCUGAUGCCAGUGUCAACUACACCUAUUUCACCACCGUUACUGUGGAAACAGAUAACGGAGGAGCUAAUGAUUAUGCACAGGUUUCCAUUGACGAGGCCAGCAUUCCCAUUCCUUCGGACCUGUUGCCAGAAGUGGUUCCUACCACCGCCUCCUCUCUGGCUGGCGGCUGGUCGUCCUCCUCUCCCCGGACAACUCAACCCACGUUCACUGUGCCGUUCACGGAGCCGGGAUUCUCUGGCCUGGACGAUGUGAUGAAGACCACCAAGAUCAUCAUUGGCUGCUUUGUAGCCAUCACCUUCAUGGCAGCAGUGAUGCUGGUGGUGUUCUACAAGCUGAGGAAGCAGCAUCAGCUGCACAAACACCACGGCCCUGCUCGCGCCAUUGAGAUCAUCAACGUGGAGGACGAGCUGGGACCCGGGGCAAGUGGCCGGGGCAGCGGUAUCUCCGGAGGAUCCACUGUGACACAGAGCGCGGGCGGUGGAAUAGGCGGGAGCCAGAGCCUUCGGUUGCACCACCCGGAGAUUGUGAACCUACCCAACCUGGCACGGUCGGAUCACCUCAACCACUACUACAAAACACAUCACUUCAACAGCAACAUGAUGGGCCUGGGAAUGGGCACAGGGUCAGGAGUGGGCCUCAACAACAACAACAACCCCUCGCCGUGCUCUCAGUCGCAGAGCAUAUCCUGCUCCCAGGUCCCAUCCAGCACCGGUGGGGGGACGUCCACUUGUGGCACCCUGCCCUCCACCGUAGCCCUGCCUCAGCUGGGUCUACACAGCUCUCUGAAAGGCCUGAUGGGAAAAGGCCAGAAUGAGCCGCUGCUUUUUAAGAGUGGCUCAAAGGAAAAUGUGCAAGAGACUCAAAUCUAAAAAGGUUUGAGGUAAGACAGAGUAGAUGUUAAAGAGAGACCAUUUGAGAGUGAUUGUAGCCCAAUGUCCUUAGGGACAAUCUUUAGAAAGGCUCUACAUAACCUUUAUUUUGUGGUGGCCCUUUGUUAACAGAUAGUAAGACAAAAGGAGACAGUAGACCAGUCCCUUAAACAGCAUUUGCACAGUCCCAAAUGUCAGAAUUACUCAUUGUGUGCAGCGUGAUACGGUCUUUGCCAAAGCUCGAGAUCAAGCCUUUUCUCUCAGCGGACAGAUGUGAACAAUGCACGCGUGCGGCGAGCCCUUCAAGGAUGUAUACAGAUUGCUUCGUACAUUUCCAGAUGCAUUCAGUGUAUAUAUUUGGAGGGAGACGUGAUAAUGGCCAUUGAACACGUUGUCAGAUUAGUGUUUGGCAAAGCCAGGGAACAAACAAUGAUUUGUGCGAGCGGGCGGUCCCAGGUUUUCAGAAGAGGCGACAUGAGAGCAGAGCAGCAAGGCCGCUUGGAAUAUCGGAGGAACAAGAAGUGGUUUUGCUCUUCGCUUUAUCACGGCUUUUCAAUUUUACACCUUACUGGUUACUGUCUUCUUUGGGAGAGGGGAAAUAUCACGAAGGAAUGAAGGACAAGAUUAAGGAGAUAUGAAAAAAAAAACUGAAGAUACAUAUUAUAUAUACCGUAAAUAUAUUUUCAUUCAAAUAAAUAAAUAAAUUAUGAAAAAUCUUUAUCAAGCAAAUGAGUGACCACUACGACGACUGAAGAAUAUAUAUAUUUAAAAAAAAAAAGUUUUAAAAACAUGCCCUGUCGUUUUAGUAGACCAACCCCUGGUUACUACUUUUCCGAACUGCUCUUCCUCUGGAUAAACAUGAAACAGCGGAGUUACAACGCAAACCUGGCAAAAACAAAAAAAAA
Poecilia latipinna (sailfin molly) is the source of this 3565-nucleotide messenger RNA. It is a transcript of the gene lrrc4ba, whose product is annotated as leucine rich repeat containing 4Ba. Gene Ontology annotation, biological process: regulation of presynapse assembly; positive regulation of synapse assembly; regulation of postsynaptic density assembly. Gene Ontology annotation, molecular function: signaling receptor binding. The coding region runs from base 471 to 2660 and encodes 729 amino acids. The record is from RefSeq and is a predicted model, not a curated record. Lineage: Eukaryota; Metazoa; Chordata; Actinopteri; Cyprinodontiformes; Poeciliidae. The transcript is spliced from 4 exons. Gene Ontology annotation, cellular component: plasma membrane; glutamatergic synapse; postsynaptic density membrane.